Messenger RNA from Conger conger (European conger), 1254 nucleotides. It is a transcript of the gene plgrkt, whose product is annotated as plasminogen receptor, C-terminal lysine transmembrane protein. Gene Ontology annotation, cellular component: plasma membrane. Lineage: Eukaryota; Metazoa; Chordata; Actinopteri; Anguilliformes; Congridae. Gene Ontology annotation, biological process: positive regulation of plasminogen activation. The transcript has 5 exons. The record is from RefSeq and is a predicted model, not a curated record. The coding region runs from base 144 to 587 and encodes 147 amino acids.
GCACAUAGUACAAGCUCUGGCGUGCUCCCAACGCCUGACCUGCUGAACUUGAUUGUGUCUCACUCUACAGAUAUUUCAUACUUAGGAUUCACAUUUAUGUUGCAAUUCUUUUGAGACCGCUUCAGAAAUCGAACAAAAGCACAAUGGGGUUCUUUAUGUCGAAGUCCAUGGAUCAGAGCCUGAAGAAGCAGCAGGAGUUCAUGGUCCUCAACUCACGGCUCCAGUUGGAGCGCCAGAUUCAGAUGCAGAACCAGAUGAGGGAGCGACAGAUGGCCAUGCAGAUCGCCUGGUCCAGGGAGUUCCUAAACUACUAUGGUGCCUUCUUCGGUCUGGCAACCCUGGGCCUCACUGCUGGAGCUCUGAAGAGGAGGAGGCCGGGUCUCUUCAUUCCUGUGGUGCCGCUCAGCUUCAUCCUGGCCUACCAGAUAGAUCUGGCGUACGGCACACUAAUGCAGCGAGUUAAAGGGGAGGCAGAGGGCAUCAUGGUGGCGGAACACGAGCGUUUGGAUCUCCCUCACGGGGCGCCCACCUUUGAGAGCAUCGAGAAGGCCCGGCGAACCCAGGCACACCUUCUCAUGGAGAAAUGACCUUCCGCCCAAGAGUCCUCUACUGCUCACACUGCUCAACAUCUGAUUAUUAACUCUGAUGGCAAUAUAUCCCUACUCGUACAUAUAUAUAUGCAGUGCAGUCUAAGUAUUUGGACAGUGGUGUCCGCAGAAGACUUCAAAAACAGAUCUACAGACACUAUGCCACUUUUUUCUUUUCUUAUUUCGCAGCCUCAUAAUGGCUUCCUGGACUUUGUUGCUAAACACCAGAAACUCCAAAGGCAAUCAAAAGUUGAGAAUCAAGACUAAGUACUGACAGCUUUCUUAUUCCUGCACUAAGGUAUCAGUUGAGUACACCUCAAUCAGGAAUGGCUGAGAAGCGAACUGUCCAAUUACAUUUGGUCCCCAAAAAUGGGGGAACUACGUAUAAAAAGGAUGCAAUUCCUACAUGCAUCACAAGAUAUGGUUCUGAAUACCCUUGAAUUAAUAACUCAUAUUCAUUGUUUCAUUUGAAAUCAAGUGUUCUGCAGUACAGGGCUAAAAGAACAGGAAUUGUACCACUGUCUAUAUACUUAUGGACUGCACAAGACACACACACACACACACACACACACACACACACACACACACACACACACACACACACACACACACACACACACACACACACACACACACACACACACACACACACACACACACACACACA